AUGAGUACUAAUUCUACGUCUGAAAUAGUUGACAACUUAUCUGGUUCCUUCGGGGACACCAGUUUUUUUAUCAAAACAGCCAACGACCUUUAUAUGAAUAUGUCGUGGUUACAACUUAUUAUCACCACAAUUGUAUUGGGAUUGUCGUAUGAUCAGAUUAUGUAUCAAAUCCGAAAGGGUAGUAUUGUUGGUCCUCGUUUGAAGGUAUGGCCUAUCAUUGGGCCAUUUUUAGAAUCAUUAGAUCCUAAAUUCGAAGAAUAUAAGGCCAAGUGGGAUUCUGGUCCUUUAUCGUGUGUGUCGAUUUUCCAUAAGUUUGUUGUUAUUGCAUCUUCAAGAGACUUGGCUAGAAAGAUCUUAGGGUCGCCUAAGUAUGUCAAGCCAUGUGUCGUUGAUGUCGCUAUUAAGAUUUUAAGACCAACUAACUGGGUUUUCUUGGAUGGUAAGGCACAUUCGGAUUAUCGUAAAUCUUUGAAUGGUUUAUUUAGUCAAAAGGCUUUGGAAUUAUAUAUUCCUGUUCAAGAAAAGUAUAUGGAUUUAUACCUUGAAAAAUUUGUUACCUUGGAUGGUCCAACUGAAUUCUUCCCUCAAUUUAGAGAAUUAUUGUGUGCCCUUUCUUUAAGAACUUUCUGUGGGGAUUAUAUUACUGAAGAACAAAUUUCCUUGAUUACUGACAACUAUUUCCGUAUCACUGCUGCCUUAGAGUUAGUUAACUUCCCAAUCAUUAUUCCAUACACUAAGACUUGGUAUGGUAAAAAAAUUGCAGAUGAAACUAUGAAAAUUUUCGAAUCCUGUGCCGGUAUGUCUAAAAAACAUAUUAACGAAGACAACGGUAAACCAGGAUGUGUUAUGGAUGAAUGGAUUUAUUUAAUGAAGGAUGCAAGAGAAAAGCACUCAGAUGAUCCAGAAUCUAAGUUAUUAAUUCGUGAGUUCUCAAACAGAGAAAUAUCUGAGGUUAUUUUUACUUUCCUCUUUGCUUCCCAAGAUGCAUCUUCAUCUUUAGCUUGCUGGUUGUUCCAGGUUGUAGCCGAUCGUCCUGAUAUUGUUGCCAAGAUAAGAGAAGAACAAUUAAGAGUUCGUGAUCAAGACCCAUCCAAGCCAUUGAAUUUAGAAUUGAUUAAUGAAAUGACAUACACUAAUAAUGUUGUUAAGGAAUCAUUACGUUACCGUCCUCCAGUCUUGAUGGUCCCUUAUGUUGUUAAACAGAGUUUCCCAGUUACUGACACAUAUACCGCCCCAAAGGGUUCUAUGAUUAUUCCUACAUUGUACCCAGCAUUACACGACCCAGAAGUAUAUGAAGAUCCAGAUAGUUUUAUUCCAGAAAGAUGGGAAAAUGCCACUGGUGAUAUGAACAAGCGUAACUGGUUAGUUUUCGGUACCGGCCCACAUAUUUGUUUAGGUAAAACCUAUGUUUUGAUGUUAUUUACCAGUAUGUUAGGUAAAUUUGUUAUGAACUCGGAUAUCAUUCAUUAUCCUACUCCGUUAUCCGAAGAAAUUAAAGUCUUCGCUACAAUCUUCCCAAAAGACGAUUUAAUCUUAGAGUGGAAGAGAAGAAACCCACUUCAAGUCUAG
Messenger RNA from Debaryomyces hansenii CBS767, 1569 nucleotides. It is a transcript of the gene ERG5, whose product is annotated as C-22 sterol desaturase. Gene Ontology annotation, molecular function: heme binding; iron ion binding; monooxygenase activity. Gene Ontology annotation, biological process: sterol metabolic process. NCBI's taxonomy places the organism in Eukaryota, Fungi, Ascomycota, Pichiomycetes, Serinales, Debaryomycetaceae. The transcript has a single exon. Bases 1 to 1569 code for a protein of 522 amino acids. The record is from RefSeq and is a predicted model, not a curated record.